UUUCUUCCUAGCGGCGGCUGCUUGAACUGGUGUCUCUCCUCCUCGUGUCAGUCUGUGAAUCAUUGACUCGCCCGCCCACCACGUGGCUACAGCACAAUGGCUUCGGACGACAAGAUUGCCGCAGACGUGGCCUAUCCCGAGCACAAUGAGAAGAUGGUCCACGUCCACCACGACUCUACUGGCGAAAAGCUUGCUGCUCUGACCGACAACCUCGAAGGCGAGAUCCGCAACCCCCUGAAGGGAAUCCCUCGAGAGACCCUCUUCGCCAAUGUCCGAGAUUUCCACCGCUCCAAGGGUCUGCCCAACGACAUCCUCCCUCUCCUGGAGAAGGGAGCCCUCGUCGCCCAGAACCCUGCCGGCUUUGAGAGCCUGAACGAGCUGGACGAGGAGGAGAAGCGAGCCUUGAGAGAGGAAGUGACACAUCGAUGGAAGCACCCGUGGGCUCUCUACUACACCAUUGGUCUCAGCUCCAUUGCUGCCGCCAUUCAAGGUUGGGAUCAGACUGGCUCCAACGGCGCCAACUUGUCUUUCCCUGAGGCUCUUGGUAUUCCGGACAGCGCUGGCUCGUCUUGCGGUCCCGAUGCCAACGCCGGCCAAUGUGCCACGAACAGCUGGAUCAUCGGCUUCGUCAACUCUCUGCCUUACAUCACAAUCUGCUUAUUCGCCGGAUGGAUCUCCGAUCCCCUCAACGAUUGGAUUGGUCGCCGCGGUACCAUCUUCCUGGGCGCCAUCUUCUCCCUCCUCGCUCCUUUUGGCAUGGCCCUCUCCCAGACAUGGGGACAACUGGCUGCUUGUCGUAUGCUCCUCGGUAUUGGAAUGGGCUUGAAGGAAGUGACUGUCCCCGUCUUCUCCGCCGAAAACGCCCCUCCUUCCAUUCGAGGUGGUCUUGUCAUGUCUUGGCAAGUGUGGACUGCGUUCGGUAUCUUCUUGGGUACUUGUGCCAACCUCGCUGUUGGUAAAGUCGGCGACAUUGCUUGGCGCCUCCAGCUUGCGUCUGCAUUCAUUCCCGCUGUUCCCCUCGUCAUCGGCACGUACUUUUGCCCCGAAAGCCCUCGAUGGUACAUGAAGAAGGGAAAGCACGAGAAGGCCUGGAAAUCACUCCUGCGACUUCGAAACAACCCCAUUCAGGCCGCCAGAGACCUCUACUACAUCCAAUGCCUGUUGGACCAGGAGGCGCUUCUUGUGGAAAAGGCCGGCCUCAAGGUGACCAACAACAUGUUCACACGCUUCAUUGAGCUCUUCACUGUCCCUCGCAUCCGCCGCGCCACCUGGGCCUCUGGUAUCGUCAUGAUUGCCCAGCAGAUGUGCGGUAUCAACAUCAUCUCCUUCUACUCUAGCACCAUUUUCAAGCAGAGCGGCAUCUCCGACUACACCGCUCUGUGGGCCAGUUUCGGCUUCGGCAUCAUCAACUUCUUGUUUGCUUGGCCUGCCGUGUGGACUAUUGACACCUUUGGUCGACGAGCCCUUCUUCUCUUUACCUUCCCCAACAUGUUCUGGACUCUACUUGCCGCCGGUCUCUGCUAUCUCAUCGAGCCUGAUGUCGUCAACAGCACCCCCAGAAUCGCGACCGUCGCUACCUUUGUCUACCUGUUUGCCGCUUUCUACUCACCAGGCGAGGGCCCCGUCCCGUUCAUGUACUCUGCCGAGGUCUUCCCUCUGUCCCAUCGUGAGAUUGGCAUGUCGUGGGCUGUUGCCACGAACAACUUUUGGGCCUCUGUCCUUUCUCUGACCUUCCCCCGAAUGUUGACCGCCAUGACCGCCACCGGAGCCUUCAGCUUCUAUGCCGGCCUGAACCUGAUCGCCCUCGCCCUCAUCUUCCUCUUUGUCCCUGAGACGAAGCAGAAGACCCUCGAAGAGCUCGACUACGUCUUUGGUGUUUCGGACCGCCGACACGCGAAAUACCAGCUCACCGAGGUGCUGCCGUGGUGGUUCAAGCGCUAUGUCUUCUUCCAGAAGACUGGUCCCUGCCCUCAGCUGUACCAUGAUCAGAAUGCGGAGCAGACGGAUGCUGGAAGUGCCUAAUUUGAAGAAUUUUGAGUGCCCUUGAGGGCGUGAUGGAUGGAGAUUGGGUGAUAUGAUACCACUUUCUUUUUGUACCUUGACUGAUGCAUUAUGAUGGAUGAAAAUUAUAUUACGGAUCUA
Molecule: messenger RNA, 2142 nt
Organism: Trichoderma reesei QM6a
Lineage: Eukaryota; Fungi; Ascomycota; Sordariomycetes; Hypocreales; Hypocreaceae
Exons: 7
Coding region: 97-2022 (641 amino acids)
Biological process (GO): transmembrane transport
Cellular component (GO): membrane
Molecular function (GO): myo-inositol:proton symporter activity
Source: RefSeq, a predicted model, not a curated record